AUGGCAACCAUGCAAUCUUCCAACAACCUAGUACUCCUCUCAGCCGCCUUUUUCCUCGUACUGCUAGCAGCCAUGUGUCCAACCAAAACGACUUGUCGCCAGCUGGACGACGACCAAAUCAUCAUGCGGCUGAAGCACGAGGACUGGAUGGUCAAACACUCUAGGUCCUACAAAGACGAGGCAGAGAAGGAGAGAAGGCUACUUAUCUUCAACGACAACGCCAGACUCGUCGAGGGUUUUAAUAACAACAACGGUAAGAACGCCGGGUUCAAGCUUGGGCUCAACAAGUUUGCCGACCUUACCAACGAAGAGUUCCGGUCCACGUACUUGGGCUACAAACGCCGCCACUCUUCUUCCCUGAAACAAUCCACCGCCGCCACCUUCCGGUAUGCUAACGUGUCAGCCGUUCCUGCCACCAUGGACUGGAGGAAGUCCGGCGUCGUCACACCUGUCAAAGACCAAGCCAAAUGUGGGGCAUGUUGGGCGUUUUCGGCGGUGGCAGCGAUGGAAGGAAUCACAAAGCUGAAAACGGGGAAGCUGAUCUCCCUGUCGGAGCAAGAGCUCAUAGACUGCGACGUGGAGGGCGAGGAUGGAGGUUGUGAAGGCGGGCUGAUGGACAACGCUUUUACCUUCAUUCGGGCCAAAGGCGGCCUGACGACGGAAGCCCAAUACCCUUACCAAGCCCAGGACGGCACAUGCAACAAGAAGCGGUCCUCGUCUCCUGCGGCCAAGAUAAAGGGCUACGAGGACGUCCCGGCGAACAGCGAGCGAGCUCUGAUGCAAGCCGUGGCUCAUCAGCCGGUGUCUGUGGCCAUAGAAGGCGGCGGGUUUAUGUUCCAGCUGUACGGGAGCGGGGUUUUCGAGGGAUCUUGCGGAACGGAGCUUGACCAUGCAGUCACUGCGGUUGGCUACGGGACAAAUAGUGACGGGAGUAAGUAUUGGAUUCUGAAGAACUCGUGGGGGAAGGGAUGGGGAGAGGAUGGGUAUAUGAGGAUCAAGAAAGAUGUUUCUGAGAGUGAAGGGUUGUGUGGUCUGGCCAUGGAAGCUUCUUAUCCUACAGCGUGA
Messenger RNA from Linum trigynum, 1065 nucleotides. The record is from the annotation of a GenBank genome assembly. Lineage: Eukaryota; Viridiplantae; Streptophyta; Magnoliopsida; Malpighiales; Linaceae.